This is a messenger RNA of Lytechinus variegatus (green sea urchin), 1442 nucleotides long. Its product is annotated as nuclear receptor subfamily 2 group E member 1-like. Lineage: Eukaryota; Metazoa; Echinodermata; Echinoidea; Temnopleuroida; Toxopneustidae. Gene Ontology annotation, biological process: cell differentiation; regulation of transcription by RNA polymerase II; anatomical structure development. Gene Ontology annotation, molecular function: nuclear receptor activity; RNA polymerase II cis-regulatory region sequence-specific DNA binding; zinc ion binding. The record is from RefSeq and is a predicted model, not a curated record. The coding region runs from base 1 to 1386 and encodes 461 amino acids. The transcript is spliced from 5 exons.
AUGGAUAUCCUGAGCUUCGAUGAAGAACGUCAUCAUCGUUCGUUUUCAGCGACCACGGGGUUGACGACGCCUAAACUCACACUGACAUCGAUUUCGACACCGAGUAUCAUUCGACCAGAGCAAAGACAACCUAUCAAAAUAAGUGAUCGUCUGCUGGACAUCCCGUGUAAAGUAUGCGGCGAUCGAAGCUCCGGCAAGCACUACGGUGUCUACGCCUGUGAUGGGUGUAGCGGGUUCUUUAAACGCAGUAUCCAUAGAAACCGGGUGUACGUCUGUAAGCAGCAAGGAAAAGGAGGAGGAGAUUGCCCCAUAGACAAGACCCAUCGCAACCAGUGCCGGGCCUGCCGGCUCAAUAAGUGCUUCGACGCCCAGAUGAAUAAAGAUGCUGUACAACACGAGCGAGGACCACGGAAGCCCAAGAACAAACCCAUCAUUCCAACAGAGAUCAGAUCAACAGGCACACCAGGCACCGUUCGAUCCCUGACCCCAUCCAGCACCACGUCACUGAGCCCCUUACCCCGUCAAACCGGGCACUCAAUCCUGCCCCUAACCGUACCGCACCGCCCGCUGCCCGCCGACAAGUCACCGCUUACAGGCUCCUCAACGCCGCUGCCUCCCCCGUCCAGUAGUUUCAUAUCUUCAUCCGUUUACUACGGGACGUUCUACCACAGCCUCCUCACCGCUGAACACUACAACAUCAACCCACUCGCGCUGGACGCCGUGCGGGAAGAUGACGGGGCCGAGGUCGGUCGGGUAAAGGGGAUUGGGUCGUCGAUUUCCACGUCGCCGGAUAACUUGCCUGAAGUGACAGCGAGGCUUAUUUUUACCUCGGUGAAAUGGGCGAAAAAUAUCACCUGUUUUCGAUUGCUGCCGUUCAGAGAUCAGCUCAUCCUUCUCGAAGAAACGUGGAAAGACUUAUUUCUGAUGGGAAUUUGCCAGUGGGCGGUUCCACUCGAAACAGACGCCCUCCUAAAGUCCCUCGCAGUCAGCAUGAGCGUGAAGGGAGAGAAGACAUCCCCCGAAACCACGGCGGAGCUCGCAUCGCAAGUCCGCUACAUGAAGGAGACGGUUGCUAAGCUACGGGCAAUGAAGGUGGAUUUCACCGAAUUUGCAUGCCUGAAAGCUGUAGCCUUGUUCAAAUCAGAAACCCCUCAUCUGAGCGAGCCCCAUCGUGUCGAAUCACUUCAAGACCAAGCCCAAGUCAUGCUGGGGGACUAUGUCCGGUAUGCUCACCUUUCCCAGCCCACUCGCUUCGGCAGACUUCUCAUCAUGCUCUCCGCUCUCCGAGCAGUCAGCAGCAAGUUUUUAGAAACCCUCUUUUUCAAGCAGACGAUAGGGGAAAUACCUAUUGAAAGAUUACUGAGCGAUAUGUUCCAGACUUGUUAGAAGAACUUUCGUAAUCAAUGCAUUUAAGCAUAUUUGAUGUAUUUUCAUAUACCGUU